AUGACCACUUCUCCUCAUUGUUCUCCGUCCAGGUCGUCGCUCAGCUGUUGUCAAAUCGAUCACAGCAGCCACGACGAUGUUCACGGUGUGACAAUAGCCGCUAAAGAUGAUUAUUUCUUUCAAGAGAAGCAUUCUUUUCCAAAGAGACCCGAGGUGGAUCUUGCCUUCUUCGAUGUACGGUACACGGUCAGAGAAUGGAGCCUUCGAAACAUCAGACCGAAUUACAAAGAAAUUUUACACGGUGUGAGCGGAGAGUUCAAAGCCGGCGAACUGGUCGCUAUAAUGGGCCCUUCCGGGGCCGGAAAAUCAACUUUGCUGAAUGUUUUGGCCGGUUACACAGUGAAGGGUGUGCAAGGGGAGAUUCUAGUGAAUGGUAAAGUUCGAGGACCGUACAGUGAAAGGUGGAAAAGAACGUCGUGUUACAUACAACAAGACGCGUUAAUGAGAACUAGGCUCACCGUGGGAGAAGCCAUGACAUUAGCAGCACAUUUGAAACUGGGAUACACGAUCAGUUCAGCUUAUAAACACACACAAGUGUUGGAACUGUUAGAAAUUCUCGGCCUGAGCCACUGCUACGACACGUUAUGCGGAAAGCUAUCCGGUGGGCAGAAGAAGCGGCUAGACAUUGCUUUGGAACUUUUAAGUAAUCCUUCAGUAUUAUUCCUGGACGAGCCAACAACCGGUUUGGAUUCGUCAUCGUGUAGCCAGUGUAUCGCACUUUUGAAGCGUCUUGCUAAAAUAGAAAGGCGUACAGUAAUAUGCACGAUACAUCAGCCGAGUGCGUUGCUCUUGGAGAUGUUUGAUGCUAUUUACACGGUCGCUGCUGGAUAUUGUAUAUACAGGGGUCCAGUUAAAUCACUGUUGCCUCACAUGUCUUCGGUCGGUGUUGAUUGUCCUCCAUACCACAACCCCGCUGAUUUUCUUUUAGAGGUGGCGAUUGGAGAUUAUGGUAUUAGCGUUGAGAAAUUGGCAGCUGCGGUGGAAACAAUAUCAAAAGAUGAAAAAUCAAUCACGUACACUAUGAAAUCGCAAUUAGAUGAAAGCACAAAGGAACCACCUCCACCAGCAGGAUUCCUUGCACAAUGUUACCUUCUCUACAAAAGGCAGUUACUUUGUUUGAAGAGAGAUUACACAUUGCUGGUGGUACGUUUACUCUGUCACCUGCUGAUCGGUGUAAUCUUCGGCUACCUGUACAUGGGAAGUGGUUACAGGGCAAACGGUGUCCUCGCUAAUUACGUCUAUCUUUAUGGCUCGUUGCUGCUGAUCGUCUACACAGGCAAAAUGGCAGUCACACUUGCCUUUCCACAAGAGAUGCGGAUCCUCUCAAGGGAACACUUUAACCGUUGGUAUCGGUUAGCACCAUACUACUUCAGUAUGCUAUUGGUGGAAAUACCAUUCCAAGCGUCUUGUGCGGCGACCUAUUUAGCCGUGAGUUACUGGUUAACAGGGCAACCCGUUGAAACUCCUCGUAUAAUAUCCUUCAUGGUUGUUAGCAUAGCUGCUAGUUUGACGGCUCAGGCUUGGGGUUUCUUUAUCGGUGCGACUACACCAGUUAAGAUUGCUGUAUUCGCUGGGCCUAUAAUAGCAGUGCUAUUUUCCGUGUUCGGAUUUUGUAUUCGUUAUAUAGAUACUCCUCAAAUGUUUAGAUGGAUGUUCCAUAUAUCGUAUUUCCGGGCCAGUUUUCACAGUCUUUUGCAUACUGUUUACGGUUUCGGUAGGAUGGACUUGAAAUGCGACGAUUUCUAUUGUCACUAUAAGAAACCGACGCAGUUUCUUAAAGAAAUGGACAUUGCCGACACGAGCGUUGUUAAUAAUCUCAUUCUAAUCCUUGGUAUCGGUGUGCUGAUGCAUUUACUGACCGCCAGUGCUCUCUGGUGCAAGCUUAAUAGAAGAUAAAAAAAAGGAAUUAUUUAUUUUCGAUCUCGACUAUCCAGUAUUGAUGUUGGUCGUUCCAUUGGUUGAUUUAUUUAUCGUGAAAAUUGACGCUAAAAGCGCUGAUUUAAAAAAAUGGUUCGAUUGGAACACCUCAUAUCAGAUUUUUAGUUACAUUAGAAGCGAACACUAAAGAUCUGUUAUAGACGAAUUUAGUUUCCGCUGUACUUACUUGAAUGGAAAUUGACAUUUAGGAAGAAAUUCGAGAUUAAAGUGAUAAAAAAGCUGGUUCUGAUCUUUUCGUGGCAAUAUACUAACUUAAUCGUACUAUUAGCAUGUAAAAGCCUUCAAGUCCUAGAUUUAUUGUUAUACUAUUAUCAAUCGUUACAGAAAUAUUAAGUUAUUGCAUAUAUAUUUUCUUUUGUUGAAAGCUUUAAAAUAUUUUGAAAUUCGAAUCUUACAAUUACAUGCACAUGGGGUAAUUGAAAGGCAAACAUAUUUUCAUAUAGUACAAUGGUAUCGUGCAUCGAUACUAAUUAUUAAGUUAAUUAAACGUAAGGAGCAGUACGUGUUAAUUUUACUUAUUGUAUCGUCACAAUGUGACCUACUUAAAUAUGAAUUUGGAAAAAAGGGUUUAGAAGGAUUCUUUGUUCCUAACUGCUUGAGACCAUCGAACAGCUUCUUAUGCAUUACACAGAAUAUUGUAUUGAUUACAAUACUGAUGUUGGGGCAUUGUAUACUAUUUUUAUUCAAUGUUAUUACAAUGUUCAUUCGUGAACAUUUUCUUCAUCAAAAUGUUCACUGCUGAAUGAAUAAUUUCGUUUGUAACAGACUAUAUAGCAAGAUUGUUGAAUUGAUUGUUUAAAAAACAAAUUUAAUUAUUUUCUGUGAUAUAUACGUUAGGCAUUUUCAUGGCACUACAUAGCAAUGUUUACAUAUAACUAUAUGUCAAAGAAAAUAGAAGAAAAAAAUCAGUAACACAAAAUAUUGAUUAAAAUGAAUGAAUGUCUACUGCAUGGAUAUAACCUUUUUUUACUACCUACAAAAAUUUCUGUAGGUAAAGCUUUAAACAAAUGCAAAAAAAGAAAAAAAAAACA
Messenger RNA from Osmia lignaria (orchard mason bee), 2969 nucleotides. NCBI's taxonomy places the organism in Eukaryota, Metazoa, Arthropoda, Insecta, Hymenoptera, Megachilidae. The record is from RefSeq and is a predicted model, not a curated record.